Molecule: messenger RNA, 594 nt
Organism: Ramularia collo-cygni
Lineage: Eukaryota; Fungi; Ascomycota; Dothideomycetes; Mycosphaerellales; Mycosphaerellaceae
Product: cell division control protein 42
Exons: 4
Coding region: 1-594 (197 amino acids)
Biological process (GO): small GTPase-mediated signal transduction
Molecular function (GO): GTP binding; GTPase activity
Source: RefSeq, a predicted model, not a curated record
AUGGUGGUGGCUACGAUAAAGUGCGUGGUUGUGGGCGAUGGUGCUGUCGGCAAGACAUGUCUGCUCAUAAGUUACACCACCAACAAAUUUCCGUCGGAAUAUGUACCAACGGUCUUCGACAACUAUGCGGUCACGGUAAUGAUCGGUGACGAGCCUUACACCCUUGGUCUCUUCGAUACCGCUGGACAGGAAGAUUACGAUCGUCUACGACCCCUCUCCUACCCACAAACAGAUGUCUUCCUCGUCUGCUUCUCCGUCACCUCUCCGGCAUCAUUUGAAAACGUGCGAGAAAAGUGGUUCCCUGAAGUGCACCACCACUGCCCGGGUGUCCCAUGUCUGAUCGUCGGCACGCAAACCGAUCUUAGAGACGACACCAACGUUCGGGAUAAGCUCGCCAAACAGAAGAUGUCGCCCGUGAGGAAAGAAGACGGCGAAAAGAUGGCCAAGGAACUUGGUGCUGUCAAGUAUGUUGAGUGCUCCGCAUUGACACAGUUCAAGCUCAAGGAUGUCUUUGACGAGGCAAUUGUUGCCGCACUUGAGCCACCGCAGGUUAAGAAGCCUAAGCGAAAGGGCAAGGGCUGCGUGCUUCUAUAG